AUGGUGGGAAAAAGAGAGCAAAAUGACAUCCAAAUAUUAAUCCAAUGGCUCUAAUACAUCAACUGAAAUUUAAACCUUUUUAUUUAAAAUCAGCCGCCUAAGACAUAUCCACACCCUUCAAAAUAUUACACAAAUAAUGAAACUAACCUCAACGUAUUUUACAUUUUUUUUCCUUUUCGUUGUAAAUUAAUCUCGCGCAUGUAGUACAGAGUACAGUCGAGUGACACGGCGCUGGUUUACAGUGGCAGCUAGCUUAGUUUCUCGAAAAAAAAAAGGCAGCUAGCUUAGUUAUAAAUAUGUGCAGCCAAGCUAGUGCUGCUAUCACGAGUUCCCGAUAGCGUAGCGAGAGGUGGCCUGCUACACGUGCAGCAGUACCACCACAAGCACCGCGAAUGGAGCCCGAGGCGGCCAUGGGCAUCGAAGAGAAGAAGAAGAGCAGGAAGAAAGGCGGCCUUAGAACAAUGCCCUUCAUCUUUGCCAACGAGGUGGCGGAGAAGCAGGCGGUGGUGGGUUUCUCGACCAACAUGCUGACGUACCUGACCCAGCAGAUGCACAUGCCGCUGGCCAAGGCGGCCACCACCCUCACCAACUUCGGCGGCACCUCCGCCAUGACCCCUCUCAUCGGCGCCUACCUCGCCGACGCCUGCAUCGGCCGCUUCUGGACCAUCGCCGGCGCCUCCCUCGUCUACCAACUCGGCAUGGUCCUCCUGACGGUAUCCGCGGCGCUGCCGCAGUUCCGGCCGGGGCCAAACCAGGAGGCGGCGCCGUGGCAGCUGGCCGUGCUGUACGUCUCCCUGCUCCUGAACGCGGUGGGCGCGGGGGGUUACCGCCCCUGCAUCGUGGCGUUCGGGGCGGACCAGUUCGACGAGUCGGAAGCCGCGGAGCGUGCCCGGAGCUGGGGCUUCUUCAACUGGUACUACUUCUGCAAUGGGGCGUCCAUGCUGGUGGCCGUCACGGCCGUGGUGUACGUGCAGGACAACGUUGGAUGGGGAUGGGGACUCGGCGUGCCGGCCUUCUGCAUGGCGCUCUCCGUCGUGGCUUUCGUCUCCGGUUACCCGCUGUACCGGAGGCUCGACCCCGCCGGAAGCCCCUUCACGCGCCUCGCGCAGGUGGUUGUCGCCGCCGUCAGGAAGCGCCGGUUAUUAAGGAAGGUCGAUGAGCCCGGGAGGUUGUAUGAGAACGAUGCGCUGGAUAAGCCCAUCUCCAUGUAUGGCAAGCUCGUGCAUACCGACCAGCUCAGCUUCUUUGACCGCGCUGCAAUCGUCACCGACGGCGACAUGGUCACGACGGACGCCGCCGCCACUUCCGACAAGCUGCCUCCAGCCCCCAUCCCCAACCUGUGGCGGCUGAGCACCGUGCACCGCGUGGAAGAGCUCAAGUCGGUGGUCCGCAUGGGCCCGAUAUGGGCGGCGGGCAUCCUGGUGAUCACGGCGUCGUCGCAGCAGCACACCUUCUCCCUGCAGCAGGCCAGCACCAUGGACCGCCGCCUCGCGCCGCACCUCUCCUCCUUCCAGAUCCCCGCGGGCUCCAUGACCGUCUUCACCAUGCUGGCCAUGCUCGUCACCCUCUUCGCCUACGACCGCGUGCUCGUCCCGGUGGCGCGCCGCUCCACGGGGCUGGACCGCGGCAUCUCCGUCCUCCACCGCAUGGGCGUCGGCUUCGCCAUCUCCGUGGCCGCCAGCCUCGUGGCGGGCUUCGUCGAGCGGCACCGCAGGGAGGCUGCUGCUGCCGGAGGAACCACCGACGCGGGCACGGCCCCGCUGUCGGCCUACUGGCUGGUGCCGCAGUACGCGCUGCAUGGGGUGGCGGAGGCCUUCACGUCCGUGGGCCACCUGGAGUUCAUGUACGACCAGGCGCCCGAGAGCAUGCGCAGCACAGCCACGGCGCUCUUCUGGCUGUCCAUCUCGCUGGGGAGCUACGUGAGCACGCUGCUCGUCGCCGUCGUGCACCGGUGGAGCGCUGGCCCCGGCGGCUCCAACUGGCUGCCGGACAACAUCAACCGCGGCAAGCUCGACUACUUCUACUGGAUCGUGACGCUGCUGCAGGUCUUGAACCUCGUCUACUACGUCAUAUGCGCCAGGCGCUACACGUUCAAGCCCCUGCAGCUCCUCCACGAGACGGAUCAGGAGGGCAAGGACGAGUCCGUGGUAGAGCUGCAAGAGAAGGUUUGAGAGUGAGUUGUAUCCAGUGGCGGAGACAGGAAAAAAACACAGGAGGGUCAGAAUAGAAGAGAUGAUUUAUUGGUGGAACCGAAGCAUAAAAACCGAAGUUUAUAAGAUAAAAUUGCAAAAGUUAUGAGAAGGCUUAAGUACAAAUUCCAAAUAUUAGAGGGGGCCAGGGCCCGUGCUGGCCCUGGUGCUCCCUCAGGCCUUGGUUGUAUCCAUGAUGUGUAAGCAGGUACAGGUAAUAGCUAGAUAGAUCUUCCGAUAUCGAUAGUGAUGUAUGUGUACCUCACAUUCUCAUGUCGCGAUUUGUAAGGAGAUCACGAACAGAGAGAAGAUGUAUCUAGUUCACCACAGCUAGUUGAGAAGAGCUUAACAUCUAGGUCCAGCAAAA
Messenger RNA from Brachypodium distachyon (stiff brome), 2556 nucleotides. Its product is annotated as protein NRT1/ PTR FAMILY 3.1. Gene Ontology annotation, molecular function: transmembrane transporter activity. Lineage: Eukaryota; Viridiplantae; Streptophyta; Magnoliopsida; Poales; Poaceae. The transcript is spliced from 4 exons. The record is from RefSeq and is a predicted model, not a curated record. Gene Ontology annotation, biological process: transmembrane transport. Gene Ontology annotation, cellular component: plasma membrane. Bases 393 to 2171 code for a protein of 592 amino acids.